Molecule: messenger RNA, 12742 nt
Organism: Poeciliopsis prolifica (blackstripe livebearer)
Lineage: Eukaryota; Metazoa; Chordata; Actinopteri; Cyprinodontiformes; Poeciliidae
Gene: zanl
Product: zonadhesin, like
Cellular component (GO): membrane
Molecular function (GO): protein binding
Source: RefSeq, a predicted model, not a curated record
GGUCAUCAUGGAAAGAUUCAAGUUACUGGUUUUGCUCUUAUCAGUGUGUGGAUGCACAGCACGAAAGGCACAGCGAAGUCUGCAGAGAAACCAGAGAGAAGCUGUGAUUACCUCAUGCAACUUUAAUCAGGAUAGUGAGCCUUUCUGCAGCUUCACUCAGGACACCUCAGAUAACGGUGAUUGGACCCGACACAAAGGUUCAACACCGACACCUGGCACCGGCCCCAGCGGAGACUACCCUGAUGGAACGGGGUAUUAUAUCUACCAUGAGUGUGACAAUGUGGCCAAUGGACAAAAAGUUCGUCUGCUGAGCCCCGUCAUCUCCUCACCGGCAUCUAAGCUCUGUGUUCAGUUCUGGUACUACAUGUAUGGAUCCGACGCAAACAACGUGUUGAAGGUUCUGUCAAAAACAUCCUCCGGUGACAACGAGCUCUGGAAAAAGACAGGCCCUCAGAGUCCAGCCUGGUUGGAAGAUUCUUUCACGGUGUCCAAAGCAACCAGUGAGAGUGUUACUAUUGUGUUUGAGGCUCAAAGAGGCCUCACUCCAUCCUGUGACUCUGCUCUGGACAACAUAGUCAUUACUGAGGGAGAAUGUGCCGCUUGUGUCUCUGAAUGUGACUUUGACACAACGGAGGAUCUGUGUGGAUGGACGGUUCACGAUGACGAACUCGAGUUUGGUUUUCUCCAAUAUGCUGGGCAAACAGAGACAGAGGGCACCGGACCUGACGACGACUUCUCAAGACCUGGAUUUGGACAAUACAUGUUGUUGGAUUCUUUGGACGCUGUCUCUGGAAAGAGUUCUCAACUCAGGAGUCCUAUGAUACCAUCCACCUCCGGAUGUUUGGAACUCAGCUUUCAUUACUACCUGUUUGGUACCAGCACCACCAUGGAAAUCAGAGUCCAUGCCAUCACAGCAGGUGGAAGCCUCGGAGACCCAUUAUUUACUGUCACUGGUAACCAGGGUAAGGGCUGGAAACCUGCAGUGGUCCGCCUGGAGGGAACUGGGAACAUUCAGUUUGUAAUUGUUGGCAAAUAUGGUGAAACACCGGAGACUGAUGUUGCUGUUGAUGCUGUGUGCAUCAAGUCCUGCACCGCCCUGCCAACUACACCAAAACCACCAACCCAAGGACCAACUACACCAAAACCAACGACCCAAGGACCAAAUACACCGAAACCACCGACCCAAGGACCACCUACACCAAAACCACCAACCCAAGGACCAAAUACACCAAAACCACCAACCCAAGGACCAACUACACCAAAACCAACGACCCAAGGACCAAAUACACCAAAACCACCAACCCAAGGACCACCUACACCAAAACCAUCAACCCAAGGACCAAAUACACCAAAACCACCAACCCAAGGACCACCUACACCAAAACCAUCAACCCAAGGACCAAAUACACCAAAACCACCAACCCAAGGACCAACUACACCACAUCAACCGUGUCCACCUAAUGCAGAGUACAUAGAUUGUGGUCCAGCUUGUAUCCCUACAUGCAUGGAACCUUCCACCAACUGUUCUGGCUCCUGCAUCAGUGGAUGCUUCUGCAAACCUGGAUUUGUCUUCAAGGGACGAAAGUGUGUUCCUCUGGAUAAAUGUGGCUGCUUGGAUGAUGACAAGAAUUAUUAUGAGCCUGGUGAGCUCGUUUCAGGAGAUGGAUGUUCAAAGCUGUGUCGCUGUUUGGGGAACUACACUUUUGAAUGUGUUGAUAACUCCUGUGAUCCAACUGAAGAGUGUCGAGAGGUUGAUGGUGUUUCUAGCUGCUAUCCUAAAGGUACAUCAACAUGCAUAGCAAGUGGAGAUCCUCACUACACAACCUUUGACAAACACAAAUACAACUUCAUGGGAAACUGCAGCUAUCUGAUGUCUGCACCUUGCAACACCACAAGUCUGCCGUACUUUGAGGUCCACACAGACAACGAAAACCGAUACAACAGGCCCACCAUCUCCUAUGUCAAGGCUGUUCAUGUAUAUGUGUACACGAUGAAGAUCUCCAUUCUUAAAGAUGGAAUUGUGCAGGUGAAUGGGACUAAUGUAAACCUUCCAGUGAGUCCGUCCCCUGGUGUCUCUGUCUUCAAGUCAGGAAUACAUUACACCGUGUCCACAGACUUUGGCUUAACUGUUCGCUAUGAUGGAAACCACUUCAUGGACAUCAAAGUGAUCAAGGACUAUGAGGACAAACUGUGUGGACUGUGUGGAGAUUACAAUGGAAACACUAAAGACGACUUCCGUAAACCAGAUGGAUCCUUGACAAGCAAUCCAAAUGACUUUGGUCACAGCUGGAACACUGAUCCAGAGUGUAAUCAGAAACCUAACACCACCAUUCCUGGAUGUGAUCAAGAAGAGGAGGACCUUUAUCAGACCUCUGGAUACUGUGGGAUCCUUCUGGAUAAAAACGGCCCCUUCGCCGCAUGCCACCCCAAAGUCAACCCAAACAACUACUUCAGGGACUGUGUGUUUGACCUGUGUGAACUGGAUGGAGCCAGACCCAUUCUGUGUGAAGCUAUUGAGGCCUAUGUCACUGAGUGCCAGGACCGUGGAGUCGCCAUUGGACCCUGGAGGAAUGAAACUUUUUGUCCACUGAAAUGCCCCCCUAACAGCCACUAUGAGCCCUGUGCUGACCCCUGUCAGGAGACGUGCUCUGGAAAACCUUCCUCCUGUGGUGGACCGUGCUCUGAGGCGUGGUGUGAUCCUGGUUUUGUGCUAAGUGCUGGCAAGUGUGUCGCAAGUAAUACUUGUGGCUGCAAUCACACAAAUGGCCAGUAUUACGAGCCUGGAGAUGAGUUCUAUUUGGAGGACUGUAAACUGAAGUGCAAGUGUAAUGCUCCAUUUGUUACCUGUGUGGCGUCAGCGUGUCCCCCGAUGCACGAGUGCAAAGUGCAGGAUGGAGAGUUGGGCUGCUAUCCUAAACCAACUCCUCCACCAACUAAACCACCAACUCCUCGUCCAACUACACCUAAACCAGCAACAUCCCAACCGUGUCCUCCUAAUGCAGAGUACAUAGAUUGUGGUCCAGCUUGUAUCCCUACAUGCAUGGAACCUUCCACCAACUGUUCUGGCUCCUGCAUCAGUGGAUGCUUCUGCAAACCUGGAUUUGUCUUCAAGGGACGAAAGUGUGUUCCUCUGGAUAAAUGUGGCUGCUUGGAUGAUGACAAGAAUUAUUAUGAGCCUGGUGAGCUCGUUUCAGGAGAUGGAUGUUCAAAGCUGUGUCGCUGUUUGGGGAACUACACUUUUGAAUGUGUUGAUAACUCCUGUGAUCCAACUGAAGAGUGUCGAGAGGUUGAUGGUGUUUCUAGCUGCUAUCCUAAAGGUACAUCAACAUGCAUAGCAAGUGGAGAUCCUCACUACACAACCUUUGACAAACACAAAUACAACUUCAUGGGAAACUGCAGCUAUCUGAUGUCUGCACCUUGCAACACCACAAGUCUGCCGUACUUUGAGGUCCACACAGACAACGAAAACCGAUACAACAGGCCCACCAUCUCCUAUGUCAAGGCUGUUCAUGUAUAUGUGUACACGAUGAAGAUCUCCAUUCUCAAAGAUGGAAUUGUGCAGGUGAAUGGGACUAAUGUAAACCUUCCAGUGAGUCCGUCCCCUGGUGUCUCUGUCUUCAAGUCAGGAAUACAUUACACCGUGUCCACAGACUUUGGCUUAACUGUUCGCUAUGAUGGAAACCACUUCAUGGACAUCAAAGUGAUCAAGGACUAUGAGGACAAACUGUGUGGACUGUGUGGAGAUUACAAUGGAAACACUAAAGACGACUUCCGUAAACCAGAUGGAUCCUUGACAAGCAAUCCAAAUGACUUUGGUCACAGCUGGAACACUGAUCCAGAGUGUAAUCAGAAACCUAACACCACCAUUCCUGGAUGUGAUCAAGAAGAGGAGGACCUUUAUCAGACCUCUGGAUACUGUGGGAUCCUUCUGGAUAAAAACGGCCCCUUCGCCGCAUGCCACCCCAAAGUCAACCCAAACAACUACUUCAGGGACUGUGUGUUUGACCUGUGUGAACUGGAUGGAGCCAGACCCAUUCUGUGUGAAGCUAUUGAGGCCUAUGUCACUGAGUGCCAGGACCGUGGAGUCGCCAUUGGACCCUGGAGGAAUGAAACUUUUUGUCCACUGAAAUGCCCCCCUAACAGCCACUAUGAGCCCUGUGCUGACCCCUGUCAGGAGACGUGCUCUGGAAAACCUUCCUCCUGUGGUGGACCGUGCUCUGAGGCGUGUGUGUGUGAUCCUGGUUUUGUGCUAAGUGCUGGCAAGUGUGUCGCAAGUAAUACUUGUGGCUGCAAUCACACAAAUGGCCAGUAUUACGAGCCUGGAGAUGAGUUCUAUUUGGAGGACUGUAAACUGAAGUGCAAGUGUAAUGCUCCAUUUGUUACCUGUGUGGCGUCAGCGUGUCCCCCGAUGCACGAGUGCAAAGUGCAGGAUGGAGAGUUGGGCUGCUAUCCUAAACCAACUCCUCCACCAACGAAACCACCAACUCCUCGUCCAACUACACCUAAACCAGCAACAUCCCAACCGUGUCCACCUAAUGCAGAGUACAUAGAUUGUGGUCCAGCUUGUAUCCCUACAUGCAUGGAACCUUCCACCAACUGUUCUGGCUCCUGCAUCAGUGGAUGCUUCUGCAAACCUGGAUUUGUCUUCAAGGGACGAAAGUGUGUUCCUCUGGAUAAAUGUGGCUGCUUGGAUGAUGACAAGAAUUAUUAUGAGCCUGGUGAGCUCGUUUCAGGAGAUGGAUGUUCAAAGCUGUGUCGCUGUUUGGGGAACUACACUUUUGAAUGUGUUGAUAACUCCUGUGAUCCAACUGAAGAGUGUCGAGAGGUUGAUGGUGUUUCUAGCUGCUAUCCUAAAGGUACAUCAACAUGCAUAGCAAGUGGAGAUCCUCACUACACAACCUUUGACAAACACAAAUACAACUUCAUGGGAAACUGCAGCUAUCUGAUGUCUGCACCUUGCAACACCACAAGUCUGCCGUACUUUGAGGUCCACACAGACAACGAAAACCGAUACAACAGGCCCACCAUCUCCUAUGUCAAGGCUGUUCAUGUAUAUGUGUACACGAUGAAGAUCUCCAUUCUCAAAGAUGGAAUUGUGCAGGUGAAUGGGACUAAUGUAAACCUUCCAGUGAGUCCGUCCCCUGGUGUCUCUGUCUUCAAGUCAGGAAUACAUUACACCGUGUCCACAGACUUUGGCUUAACUGUUCGCUAUGAUGGAAACCACUUCAUGGACAUCAAAGUGAUCAAGGACUAUGAGGACAAACUGUGUGGACUGUGUGGAGAUUACAAUGGAAACACUAAAGACGACUUCCGUAAACCAGAUGGAUCCUUGACAAGCAAUCCAAAUGACUUUGGUCACAGCUGGAACACUGAUCCAGAGUGUAAUCAGAAACCUAACACCACCAUUCCUGGAUGUGAUCAAGAAGAGGAGGACCUUUAUCAGACCUCUGGAUACUGUGGGAUCCUUCUGGAUAAAAACGGCCCCUUCGCCGCAUGCCACCCCAAAGUCAACCCAAACAACUACUUCAGGGACUGUGUGUUUGACCUGUGUGAACUGGAUGGAGCCAGACCCAUUCUGUGUGAAGCUAUUGAGGCCUAUGUCACUGAGUGCCAGGACCGUGGAGUCGCCAUUGGACCCUGGAGGAAUGAAACUUUUUGUCCACUGAAAUGCCCCCUAACAGCCACUAUGAGCCCUGUGCUGACCCCUGUCAGGAGACGUGCUCUGGAAAACCUUCCUCCUGUGGUGGACCGUGCUCUGAGGCGUGUGUGUGAUCCUGGUUUUGUGCUAAGUGCUGGCAAGUGUGUCGCAAGUAAUACUUGUGGCUGCAAUCACACAAAUGGCCAGUAUUACGAGCCUGGAGAUGAGUUCUAUUUGGAGGACUGUAAACUGAAGUGCAAGUGUAAUGCUCCAUUUGUUACCUGUGUGGCGUCAGCGUGUCCCCCGAUGCACGAGUGCAAAGUGCAGGAUGGAGAGUUGGGCUGCUAUCCUAAACCAACUCCUCCACCAACUAAACCACCAACUCCUCGUCCAACUACACCUAAACCAGCAACAUCCCAACCGUGUCCACCUAAUGCAGAGUACAUAGAUUGUGGUCCAGCUUGUAUCCCUACAUGCAUGGAACCUUCCACCAACUGUUCUGGCUCCUGCAUCAGUGGAUGCUUCUGCAAACCUGGAUUUGUCUUCAAGGGACGAAAGUGUGUUCCUCUGGAUAAAUGUGGCUGCUUGGAUGAUGACAAGAAUUAUUAUGAGCCUGGUGAGCUCGUUUCAGGAGAUGGAUGUUCAAAGCUGUGUCGCUGUUUGGGGAACUACACUUUUGAAUGUGUUGAUAACUCCUGUGAUCCAACUGAAGAGUGUCGAGAGGUUGAUGGUGUUUCUAGCUGCUAUCCUAAAGGUACAUCAACAUGCAUAGCAAGUGGAGAUCCUCACUACACAACCUUUGACAAACACAAAUACAACUUCAUGGGAAACUGCAGCUAUCUGAUGUCUGCACCUUGCAACACCACAAGUCUGCCGUACUUUGAGGUCCACACAGACAACGAAAAUCGAUACAACAGGCCCACCAUCUCCUAUGUCAAGGCUGUUCAUGUAUAUGUGUACACGAUGAAGAUCUCCAUUCUCAAAGAUGGAAUUGUGCAGGUGAAUGGGACUAAUGUAAACCUUCCAGUGAGUCCGUCCCCUGGUGUCUCUGUCUUCAAGUCAGGAAUACAUUACACCGUGUCCACAGACUUUGGCUUAACUGUUCGCUAUGAUGGAAACCACUUCAUGGACAUCAAAGUGAUCAAGGACUAUGAGGACAAACUGUGUGGACUGUGUGGAGAUUACAAUGGAAACACUAAAGACGACUUCCGUAAACCAGAUGGAUCCUUGACAAGCAAUCCAAAUGACUUUGGUCACAGCUGGAACACUGAUCCAGAGUGUAAUCAGAACCUAACACCACUUCCUGGAUGUGAUCAAGAAGAGGAGGACCUUUAUCAGACCUCUGGAUACUGUGGGAUCCUUCUGGAUAAAAACGGCCCCUUUGCCGCAUGCCACCCCAAAGUCAACCCAAACAACUACUUCAGGGACUGUGUGUUUGACCUGUGUGAACUGGAUGGAGCCAGACCCAUUCUGUGUGAAGCUAUUGAGGCCUAUGUCACUGAGUGCCAGGACCGUGGAGUCGCCAUUGGACCCUGGAGGAAUGAAACUUUUUGUCCACUGAAAUGCCCCCCUAACAGCCACUAUGAGCCCUGUGCUGACCCCUGUCAGGAGACGUGCUCUGGAAAACCUUCCUCCUGUGGUGGACCGUGCUCUGAGGCGUGUGUGUGUGAUCCUGGUUUUGUGCUAAGUGCUGGCAAGUGUGUCGCAAGUAAUACUUGUGGCUGCAAUCACACAAAUGGCCAGUAUUACGAGCCUGGAGAGGAGUUCUAUGUGGACGACUGUAAGCUGAAGUGCAAGUGUAAUGCUCCAUUUGUUACCUGUGAGGCGUCAGAGUGUCCCCCGAUGCACGAGUGCAAAGUGCAGGAUGGAGAGCUGGGCUGCUAUCCCACCGGCUCACAGGACUGUGUGGUUUCUGGGGAUCCCCACUACAACACGUUUGACAAGAAGUUCUACAGCUUUAUGGGAACCUGCACUUACACACUGGCCAGGUCGUGCAAUAACAACACAGGUCCGUGGUUCUCUGUGGAGGCCAAGAAUGAGGAGCGGGGAGGGCCAGGCCUGUCCUACCUGAGAAAACUCUACAUCACUGUGAACGGAAUCACCGUCACCCUGAUGAAGUCCAGGAGAACUCUGGUGAACGGUGUGCGCGUGGCUCUCCCUCACUCCCCCUCUCCUCUCGUGUCAAUCAGUCUUGCCGGUCAGUACGUCACCUUGGAGACGACCUUUGGUCUCCGGGUCCGUUGGGAUGGAAAUCAUUAUGCCCAGAUCUCAGUACCAAGCUCUUACUAUGACCAGAUGUGUGGUCUCUGUGGCGACUACGAUGGGAACCCAAACAACGACUUCACUAAACCAGACGGCUCCCUGGUAGACAACGUCAAUGACUUUGGAAACAGCUGGCAGACGAAAGAGGACGAGGAUGAGAGAUGCACCCAAGGCUCAAAGCCGGACCCAGACUGCGACCCCAGCCUGGAGGCUGAGUUGGUGAAACCAGACAAAUGUGGCAAAAUAACAGAUCCUACUGGACCCUUCAGGGACUGCAUCGCUGUUGUAGAUCCCACGUCGUUCUUCAAAAGUUGCCUUUACGACAUGUGCCAGUUCAACGGCCAGGAGCAUGUGCUGUGUGACCAGCUGCAGGCUUACACUGACGCAUGCCAGAGUGCUGGAGCCACGGUGCACCAGUGGAGAUCUCCAGACUUUUGCCCCCUGGCCUGUCCCCCUAACAGCUCAUACUCCCUGUGUGUGAGCUCCUGUCCUGAAACAUGUCUGGGUGUGGCCGGCCCGCCUGGCUGUGAGGACGUGUGUGUGGAGGGCUGUGAGUGUAACCCGGGCUUCAUCCUCAGCGAUGACAGAUGUGUUGCGUUGAAAGACUGUGGCUGUGUGGACGCCAAGGGGACAUACUAUCCUGUGGGAGAGGACUGGUACUUGGAGGGUUGUGAGCAGAAGUGUGAGUGUCGGGCAGGAGGUUUGCUCCAAUGUUACAACACCAGCUGCAGACCCGGCACAGAGAGCUGCCAGCUGCAUGAUGGGCAGUAUGAAUGCCGACCUCUGGGAAAUGGUAUCUGUUCAGUGUCUGGAGAUCCUCACUACACCACCUUUGAUAAGGAAACCCACAAUUACAUGGGUGCUUGCUCCUACACACUAACCAAGCCCUGCAACGAGUCCUCCGGGUUGCCGUACUUCACAGUGGACACCAUGAAUGAGCACAGAGGGAGUAACAAGAAGGUCUCCUACGUCCGAGCUGUGAUCAUCAACGUGAACGAUGUGACAUUCAUCCUCGGCGAAGGCCGCAAAGUCCAGGUCAACGGGACUUUAGUUGUUCCACCCAUUACCUCCAUCAGUGGGGUUCAAAUCUACCUGAGCGGAAAGUUUGUCGUUCUGGAAACAUCGUUUGGGCUGAGGGUUCGGUUUGACGGGAAUCACCACGCAGACGUCUCCGUUCCAACUUCAUACAACGGCCUUCUUUGUGGCAUGUGUGGAAAUUUUAACGGCGAGCCCAAAGACGACAACUUAAAACCAGACAACACAGCAGCUUCUAACACCAACGACCUGGGAGACAGCUGGCAGGUGCCUGACCCACGGCCUGACUGCACUAAUGGUGGAGGAGAGGAGGACUGUGAUGAAGAUGUGGAGGAAGAGGCCCAGAAGCCCACCAGCUGUGGAAUGAUCACUGAUCCCAAUGGAAUCUUUAAGCCAUGCCACUCUGUCGUCCCUCCUGAAUCCUUCUUUGACAACUGUGUGUAUGACCUGUGUGCCACCGGCGGCCAGACAGUGGCUCUGUGCCAGGCCAUAGAGAGCUACGCUGACCUGUGUGCUGCUGCAGGAGUCCCCAUCCACUGGAGAGACAACACCUUCUGUCCGCUGAAGUGCCCGGCCGGCAGUCACUAUGAGCCGUGUGCCUCCGCCUGCCGUCAGCCCAGCUGCCAGGACCCUGCAGGUCCUGGGGGCUCCUGCAGCCACCCCUGUGUGGAGGGCUGUGUGUGUAACGAGGGCCUGGUUCUCAGCGGAGACAAGUGUGUCCCACUCAGUGAGUGUGGAUGUACAGAUGAAGAUGGGAAAUACAGACCGGUUGGAGACACCUGGUUCACUGAGACUGACUGCUCAGAGCGCUGUAAGUGUAACGGGAAUCUCAACGUCACCUGCGAGCCGUGGCGCUGCAGUCCGGCGCAGGAGUGCAAGGUGGUGGAGGGAGUUCUGGGCUGUCACUCUACAGGUAAAGGAGUGUGUCAUGUCGCUGGAGAUCCACAUUAUUACACUUUUGACGGUGUGAUGCACACGUUCAUGGGCACCUGCACAUACACACUGGUGGAGGUGUGCAACAGCAGCAUGGUAACGCCCUUCAAAGUGGUGGCUAAAAACGAGGAGCGCGGUCAGCCAGAGGCCUCCUACCUCCGCUACGUCAGAGUCUACCUGCCUCACGACACCGUGGUUGAGCUCCAGAAGGGCCGCAGAGUUCUGCUGAACGGGCGGCGUGUGCGAACCCCGCUCACCAUCGACGCAGCCGGAGCCAAGGUGAUAAUCAGCGGGUCCUACAGCCUUCUGGACACAAACUUUGGCCUCCAGGUGAAGUUUGAUGGAGUCCAUCACCUGGAAAUCACCAUACCUGGAGAAUACUUCAACAAGGUGUGUGGCAUGUGUGGGAACUACAACCAUGACAGCUCUGAUGAUAACCUGAUGCCUGAUAAGAGACCAGCCAAGGACGUGAUUGAACUGGGCAACAGCUGGAAAUCAGAUGGAGACAGUGAUCCUGGCUGUCAGCCGGACACGCGACCCGACAUCCACCCUAACUGCACCACCGAAGAAGAGAGUCUGUAUUCGGCUCAGUGUGCUGAGGUCAUCAUGUCUGACCGCUUCAAGCCCUGCCACUCUGUAGUGCCGCCCGAGGUCUUCCUUGGCAACUGCAUCUACGACAUGUGUGAGUACGACGGCAUGCAGUCGACGCUGUGUGACAACGUGGAGGCGUACGCCCAGGCCUGCCAGAGCGCUGGCGUCACCAUCAGCUGGAGGAACAACACUUUCUGUCCGCUGCCUUGUCCCACGAACAGCCACUACUCAGACUGCACUCUGCCCUGCCCUCCCACCUGCUCCGACCUCUUCCCCAUAUUCUGCCACCUUCCACCAACCACCUGUGUGGAAGGCUGUCAGUGCAACGCCGGACACGUCCUCAGUGACGACAAGUGUGUUCCUCUGCAUAAAUGUGGCUGCGUGGACUCGGACGGAGAGUACCACGAUGUGGGAGACUCAUGGCUGACAGAUAAAUGUUCUGAGUCAUGCAAUUGUAACCUUGGUGGUGGAAUCACAUGUAAAAGCCACAGCUGUAACGCAAACUCAGUGUGUGCCCUGGACAAAUUCGGAGAUGUCUACUGCAAGCCCAGCAAGUUUGACCGGUGCAGCAUCACCGGAGACCCUCACUACAGGACUUUCGAUGGCUUCAGACAUCACUUCCAAGGACCUUACACCUACGUCCUGACUCAGGGCCACAAUCUCCUGGACUCCCAGGUUCCCCUGCUGGUGAGAGGGAAGAACAUCAGACGAGGUGCGAGCAAGAGAGUGUCCGUCCUGGAUCAGAUGUACGUGGACGUCUAUGGCGUCAGCGUCCGUUUCCUGCAGAAGAACGUUGUCCUGGUGAACGGAGAGCGUGUCACACCUCCUCUCAGUCCGGUCAGGGGCUUGACGAUCACAAUGAACUCCAAGGAAGUCCAGCUUUCCACAGACUUUGGACUCACAGUACGCUUUGAUGGCAAAAUCCGUGGAGAAAUUGAGCUCCCCAGCACAUACAGGCACUCUGUCAGAGGACUGUGUGGGAACUAUGAUGGCAUCACCGGAAACGAGUACAUGAAACCCGAUGGGACAUUGGUCAGGAGUUUGAAUGAGUUUGGAGAAAGCUGGAGAACCAACGACCGAGUUGGUGAUGGGCUGGAGAUCUCUGAAGUUCAGACGGCCGUUCAUGUCCACAGGCGAGAGGUGGAGACAGAUCCAGAGUCGGGAUUUGAGACGACUGACUGCACCGCGUCUCAACUCAGCGACUACAGCGGCGUGAGAAAGUGCGGAGCCCUGUCAGACCCCCAGGGGCCGUUUGCGGCCUGCCAUGACACUGUGGAACCCCAACCCUACCAGGAUGACUGUUUGUUUGACCUGUGUGCUGAGGAGGGCAGCGAGGAGCUGCGCUGUGGCAGCUACGAGGCAUACGCCACCGCCUGUCAGGAGGCUGGAGUCAGACUGGGAGCCUGGAGGCAGAAUCUGAACUGCGCCCUGGCUUGUGGCGCCAACAGCUCCUACUCCCAGUGCAUGACGGCGUGUCCAUCGUCCUGCGCCGACCUGGCAGCACCCUCUGAAUGUGACGUCACUUCCUGUGUGGAAGGGUGCCAGUGUGCCUCUGGUUUCGUCAUGAGCGAGGGGAUCUGUGUGCCGUACCCACAGUGUGGCUGCACCUUCCUCAGCAGAUACUACCCUCUGAAUGAGAAGUUUGUCACUGAAGACUGCUCCCAGUCGUGCGAGUGUACCAGCAGAGGAGCCGUGUGCCAACCCAAGAGCUGCCAGGAGGGUUAUCUCUGCACCAUCUUCGAGUUAAAGCGAGACUGCUUCAAAGCAAGCCCCUGCCUCAGUUCUCCCUGUGAGAACGGAGGAACAUGUGUGGCAGGCAACAACAACAACACAUUCGUAUGUGAAUGUCCAGAAGGCUUCGAAGGCGACGUCUGUGAGAUGGAGGUUACUGAGGUUCCCGGAGGGCUGGCAACCAAGUGGAUAAUCCUAAUUGCAGUCUUGGCCUCGGCUGUCUUCGUCGUCAUUGUGAUUACCAUUGUGUGUGUGUGCACACGGAAAAACAAGAAUAGCAUUUCUGAUGACGGAAGUGUCAGCUUGAAAUCAACAGGUUAUUCAUACGAACAGAUGGAUGAUGAAAGGAAAGAAAAACUGACCAACAUGUGAUGACGGCUCACAUGUCAACUUCUGCUCUGCUCUGUUCUUCUUUAUGUGACAGACACUUUUUAACUUAUAUUUUUGAACAAACCUUUUUUUGUGUAAAAUGUUAAUGUUUCCUUAAUGAACUUUUUUUUUUAGUUUAAAUGUCUGUAAUUUGUGAAUAAAUAUGCCUUUGUUGAAGCACAA